AUGUUAAUACUUUUCAUUACAUUGCUGUCAAUUCUUGGAAAAAGAAUAAAUAAGGAGGAAAUACAGAUUGAGGAACCUGUUAUUAUGAAACAUGAUGAUCAUAAUGGAUUCACAAUAAAGAUUCCUGGAGCUGGAACAGUAAAUUUGGUUCCUUCAAUAGGAACUGUGAGUUUUGCCAUUGAGGUUAUGGAUGAAAAUGCAAGUUCUGCCCUUGAGAAGGCAAAUGAGUUAGUUACUUAGGCAACUGAAUCAAUAAAGUACGACUUGUAUUCUACAAAAUACGAAAUACAAACUGGAAUCUUUUAACUUUAAAUUCGAUAUGAUUACUCUAAUGGUUAGUAGAAGUUGAUUGGAUAUACAGUUACUAAUUAGUUAUAUAUAACAACAAAGGACAUGCAAUUGAUUGGUAAAAUUAUCACAGUUGGAGUGAAUGCUGGAUUGAACAGAAUAGACGGAGUCACUUAUCAAAAUAAUGCUGAAGAAAUAUAAAAAGCAAAUGAUGAAGCCUUGAAAUUGGCAAUUGAAGAUGCCAAGAGAAAAGCACUAUAAGUAGCAACUACAUUGAAAAUGAAAUUUGUUAAAAUUUUGAAAUUCAAAUAUUUGGAUUCAUAUGGUAGUUCAGUUACUAAUGGUUAUGAACCAUAAGCAGGAGCUGUUGAGAAGGAGAGCAGAAGCACACCUACUCCAAUUUAUGCAUCAGAAAGCCAUGUGAGAGUGGACAUCGAGUUGAAAGUGAAAUUAGAAUGA
This is a messenger RNA of Paramecium tetraurelia, 747 nucleotides long. RefSeq lists its product as uncharacterized. Gene Ontology annotation, cellular component: external side of plasma membrane. The transcript has a single exon. NCBI's taxonomy places the organism in Eukaryota, Ciliophora, Oligohymenophorea, Peniculida, Parameciidae. Gene Ontology annotation, biological process: DNA damage response. The record is from RefSeq and is a predicted model, not a curated record.